This is a messenger RNA of Otolemur garnettii (small-eared galago), 2658 nucleotides long. It is a transcript of the gene CAV1, whose product is annotated as caveolin 1. Lineage: Eukaryota; Metazoa; Chordata; Mammalia; Primates; Galagidae. Bases 281 to 817 code for a protein of 178 amino acids. The record is from RefSeq and is a predicted model, not a curated record. Gene Ontology annotation, molecular function: protein kinase binding; transmembrane transporter binding; molecular adaptor activity. Gene Ontology annotation, cellular component: perinuclear region of cytoplasm; caveola; cytoplasmic vesicle. Gene Ontology annotation, biological process: negative regulation of protein tyrosine kinase activity; negative regulation of endothelial cell proliferation; caveola assembly. The transcript has 3 exons.
GGGAGAAAGGCGCUCUCACCGGCUCUUCGCUCCCUGCGGGCGCUAUCCCGCCCUCUGCUGCCAGAACCGUGGGGAUGUGCCUAGACCCGGCGCAGCGCACGUCCCGGCCAACCGCAAGCAGAACAAACCCUUGGCUGGCGGCCAGGAGGCUCCCUCUCAGCCACCGCCUCCCGCCAGCGCCUUUUUCCCCCCCUUGCAAUACAAGAUCUUCCUUCCUCAGUUCCCUUAAAUCACAGCCCAGGGAAACCUCCUGCGAGCCGUCAUCCAGCCACAGGCCAGCAUGUCUGGGGGCAAAUACGUAGACUCCGAGGGACAUCUCUAUACUGUUCCCAUCCGGGAACAGGGCAACAUCUACAAGCCCAACAACAAGGCCAUGGCAGAGGAGGUGAACGAGAAGCAAGUCUACGACGCGCACACCAAAGAGAUCGACCUGGUCAACCGCGACCCCAAGCAUCUCAACGACGACGUGGUCAAGAUUGACUUUGAAGAUGUGAUUGCAGAACCAGAAGGGACACAUAGUUUUGACGGCAUUUGGAAGGCCAGCUUCACCACCUUCACUGUGACAAAAUACUGGUUUUACCGCUUGCUGUCUGCGCUGUUCGGCAUCCCAAUGGCACUGAUCUGGGGCAUUUACUUCGCCAUUCUCUCUUUCCUGCACAUCUGGGCAGUUGUACCGUGCAUUAAGAGCUUCCUGAUCGAGAUUCAGUGCAUCAGCCGCGUCUAUUCCAUCUACGUACACACCUUCUGUGACCCACUCUUUGAAGCUAUUGGCAAAAUAUUCAGCAAUAUCCGCAUCAACAUGCAGAAAGAAAUAUAAGUGACAUUUGAAGGAGAGAAGUAUAUCUGGUUCUUUUUAUUUUUCUUUCGAUUUUCUUGGUGCCAAUUUCAAGUUUCAAGUUGCUAGUACAACAGCAAUUUAUGAAUGAAUUAUCUUGGUUGAGAACAAAGAAAUCACUUUCUCAGUUUUCGUAAUCCUUAUUUGCCUCUUUUUUGGCAGUCUGAAUUUUCAGACCCAUUUAAAUUUUUUUCCUUACUUUCUUAUUUACAUGUGGAUCAAUCAUCGUUUUAUUGGCUGAGAGAUGAACAUAUUAUUGAGAGAUAAUUUGCGAGAAAUAUGAAGAACUGAGGAGGAAAAAAAUAAGACCCAAUAGCCUCAACUGCCUACUCUAAAAUGUUGGUCAUUCUAUGGUAAGGGAAGAACUCCAGGCUCUGGCCAUUAAGAGCAGAAGUAUGUAGGCAGUUUUUAAGCAAAUUCUUGAUGAGUUAGUGGAUUACUGCCAUUCAUUUUAAUGAUCCAGCAGGAUCUAGUGAUCCUUACAAGUUAGAAAACAUAAUCUUCUGCAGUUUCAUGAUCUGACUAAUGCCUAUUCUUUUUGAAAUUUUAACCGAUGAUACUUUCUGUGCCUGGGUAUUUGUUAUACAGAUAAUGAAACUUAAGUGCCUUCUCCAUUUUCCUUCUCAAAUAGAGGCUAACCCAUCAAUUUUCUUUAGGUCAGCGCCUCCCUGAAGACCAAAAUAGAAAACGCAUGACCUAGUUUUCCGUGUUUGUUUCCGACUGAGUUAAGAGUCUGGGAUGCUCAUGUCUGGGCUCGAUCAUGCAGCAUCUUUAUCUAUAGCCAGUAUGAUCAACAUUAGCCCUAUGAAAUAAAUUAGCGUGGCCGAAUGGGGCGAGCCCUCUCUGGGCUGGCAGGAGUGGAAGCCAACUUUCCCUGCCUCUCAUCAGCUCAAUGAGGUCAGCAUGCCUAUUCAGCUUCGUUUAUUUUCAAGAAUAAUCACGCUUUCCUGAAUCCAAACUAAUCCGUCACCGGGGUGGUUUAAUGGCUCAACAUUGUGUUCCCUUUUCAGCUGAUCAGUGGGCCUCUGGGAAAUGGCUGUCAAAAUGGAGGCCAUUGUGUGAGACUGUCAGAGUCGCUGCAAACAUGACCCCUUCUGAGCAGAGCACUCGCCACUGUCCGUUAUGCUGUGACACGAGGCCCCUCCCCCUGCCAGGAGCUUGGGACCUAAUCCAAGCAUCACUUUGCUCAGAAAGAAGCUGGGGGAGGAGGCAGCUUUAAAAGAUUGGAGUAAUUUGCUGGAAUAAGUUCAAAUUCUUCUGAACUCAAACUGAGGAAUUUCACCUGUGAACCUGAGUCAUGCAGAAAGCUGCCUGGUACAUCCAAAAGCUUUUUAUUCUUCCUGCUCUUAUUGUGAUCCUGCCCUGGGGGACUUUUUUUAAACCUUCAGUUAUGCUUUUAUUUUUAUUUCCCUGCACUUAUGGGACCUCUGUUUGACUUUUGCCUUUUCCAGUUCUCCUGACAUUUUAAUUACCAACCUGUUACCUAUUUUGAUAUUCUGCAUUUAAAACAGACACUGGCAUGGACAUAGUUUUACUUUUAAACUGUGUACAUAACUAAAAUGUGCUAUGCUGCAACUUUUUAAGUGUAAAGAUAUUUUAUCUUUAUAUAAGGAAAAUCGCUUGGGAAAUGGCUUUGUAAUUCAAUCUGUAAACUGUGCAUUCCAAGACAUGUCUGUUCUACAUAAAUGCUUAGUAUGCAAACCAAUUGUUGGUCCAAAAGAUUGCUAAAAUUUUAUAUGCUUACUGAUACAUUUUACACUUUUUUAUCCUGCAUGUCUUAUAAAGGUUACAAGUCUGCACAAUAAAAAUGUUUAACUGUUAAA